Molecule: messenger RNA, 1848 nt
Organism: Ahaetulla prasina
Lineage: Eukaryota; Metazoa; Chordata; Lepidosauria; Squamata; Colubridae
Exons: 5
Coding region: 1-1848 (615 amino acids)
Biological process (GO): DNA integration
Molecular function (GO): nucleic acid binding
Source: RefSeq, a predicted model, not a curated record
AUGGAGAUUGACACGGGAUCUUCUGUGUCUAUCAUAGCGUGGCACACCAUUUCCCGCUUAGUGCCCUCCCUUAAAAAACACCAAUUAGAUCGGGCUCGACUAAAGCUUCAUGAUUACCAAGGUAAUCACAUUCCCAUUUUGGGUUCCGGGUAUUUUCAAGUUCAAUAUAAGAACUUUAAUGAUCGCCUUAGAAUCAUAAUUGUUGAUGGCAUUCUCCCCUCUCUGCUAGGUCUGGAGUGGUUCGAUGCAUUGGGUUUGGUCAUAACAGGCAUACAUGCUCUUGCAUCAGACCACUUCUCCGAUCUCUUCCAGGAAUUCUCUGAUAUCUUCAGUAAGGAAUUAGGCAAAUACAAGGGGUCUCCCAUCUCAUUAAAUUUAGAUCCCUCAAUAGCUCCUAUUCGCCUUAAGCCUCGCAGGGUUCCUUUCGCCCUUCGCACUAAAGUUGAUCAGGAAAUUGACAAAUUAUUGGCACAAGGUAUACUACAACCAGUGGACCAUGCUCGCUGGGAGACGCCUAUAGUGAUCCCCAUUAAGGCCGAUGGAUCGAUAAGGAUCUGCGCGGACUACAAGGCCACGCUCAACAAGGCUCUACAGGCAAACCCGUAUCCUGUUCCGGUGGUCCAACAUCUUCUGCAUUCAUUGGCGCGGGCGCAGACGAUCGUGACUCACCGCGGUGCCUUCAAAUGUCGCCGGCUGCAAUUCGGGGUCUGUGUGGCCCCCGGCAUUUUCCAAUGCCUGAUGGAGAGACUCUUACAUGGGUUGCCGGGGGUCGUCCCCUAUUUCGACGACAUCUUUGUGUCAGCCACCGAUGAGGCUGAGUUGCUACACCGCCUCACCGACCACAAGCCACUCUUGGGCAUCCUGGCUGGGGAUCGUCAAACCCCCCUCAUCCUGUCACCAAGGAUGACACGAUGGGUUGGGUUCUUAGCGGCAUACCAAUACACCUUGGUCUACAGGCCAGGCAAGGCUAUUGGGCACGCGGACGCAUUGAGCCAUUGCCCCCUUCCAAUUCCUGCAGAGGACCCUGCCCCUGCCUCAUCAGUCCUGUUUAUCGACGACCAGGCUAUUCCAGUUUGGCUUCAGUUUCAACCUUACAAGGUCAGGCAGCAUGAAAUUUCUAUCAUCAGAGGCUGCCUACUCUGGGGCUCCCGAGUGAUAAUUCCAGAUGAGCUCCGUGGCCGGAUCCUCAAUGUCUUGCAUGAAGGCCACCCAGGCAUCGCCCGCAUGAAGGCAUUAGCCCGCAGUUACCUGUGGUGGCCAAGGCUAGAUGGGGAAAUCGCUGAGUGGGUGGCCGGGUGCCCAAGGUGCCAGAUCCAUAGAGCAGCUCCUCCAGCGGCAGUGGCCACUGAAUGGGAGAUGCCAAAAAGCCCCUGGGCCCGCGUCCACAUAGAUUUUGCCGGCCCCAUCCAAGGUCACAUGUUGUUGAUUAUCGUUGACGCUUACUCUAAGUGGGUCGAGGUUGUCUCAAUGACCUCUACCACCUCAGAGGCACUGAUCCAUGCACUUAAGAGAGUUUUUGCCACUCAUGGUUUGCCUGAUGUUUUAGUGUCAGAUAAUGGGCUGCAGCUAACCUCAGCGGCCUUCCAAGCAUACCUGGCAAAGCAGGGCAUUCGCCACGCCACUAUUGCUCCAUUUCGUCCUGCCUCGAAUGGCCUGGCUGAAAGGACAGUCCGCUCAGCUAAAGAAGUCCUAGCUAAGAUGGGCCGAUUGAGGACUGUGUUAGAUCGUUUGCACCCUGAGUACUCGCCAGAGAAACCCCUGAUUCUACCAGUGGAGCCCGCAUUCCAAGUGGGGAUUGGGUGUAUGCCCAGCAUUUUGGGGGACCGCGGUGGCUACCAGGUCAAAUAG